UUGCGCAUGUUUCAAGAAAAAUGAAUCAACGAUACGUGUAAUUUUCUCAUUCCUCCGCGGAAAAACCGUGAAAAUCGCAAAAAGUACAGUGAAAAAAACUCCAUCCUACCCAGAAUUCUGUCCAGGAAGCACCAGUGACAACUUUCAGUGUGAAAUUGUGCCGGAAAAUGCUGAGAAAGCGAUAGAAACCCUACAAAUCAGUCAACAUAACCUCAAAAAUUGAUUAUUUUUAAUAAAGGGGAUUUUUUUCUUCUGGGAAAAUGCGACUUUUUGCCAUAUUUUGGCUAUUUUUAGUGACCACAGCGGGUCAGGGAAAUGCGUUGCAGAGUCACGCCAUCACGACAUUCAUUAAUGCCAAGUGGAACGUCACGCCGUUUGCGUUGGAAGUAUCGGAAUACCUGGCAGAUGAGAAUUCCAAUCUCUUCUGGACAUUUGUUGAUGCCAUCAAUGAUUUGGACUUGGAAGCAGCACAAGCAGAUGCUUCCCGGAGCUACAAACAAACGUUGAAGGUGGCGGAGGGGCUGCUGAGUGCCCCUCAGGUGAGCCUCCUUAAGCUCUCACUCUCCCUCCACAGCCUCUCGCCACGUAUUGAGGCUCAUCAGCAAAUUGCGCAGGAACAACUCGAGGAGGGUGAUUGUCAGGCGGCUACGUUUGUCGUGGUGGGUGGAAAAGUUGCCUGUUCCGUUCCGGAUGUGACGAAACUCCUCAAAGAAGGUGCCCCAAAGGCUCCGGAACUCUUUCAAUUCGAUCACAUCUAUCCGGGAUCGGAAAUAAGUGAAAACACCGCAAUUCUCUAUGGGACAAUUGGAACACGGGACUUCCGGAAGUUCCAUGAUUUGCUAAAAGGACGUGCCAGCUCGGGGGAUGUGAAGUACGUCCUGAGGCACUACGUAAGAGCGAGAUCGAAGAAGAAAGUUCGCCUUUCGGGCUAUGGGGUGGAGCUGCAUCUCAAAUCGACGGAAUAUAAGAGUCAGGACGAUUCCCCGCGUGCUCCGGGAGAAAAUAUAGCUGAUCAGGUGGAUACGGGUGAGACAGAAGUCAAUGGAUUUGACUUUAAAGUCCUCAAAUCGCGCUAUCCGGAACUCUCGCAAUCCCUCGAAGCUUUCCGGCUGCGUCUGCUGGAGAAAUCUCACGAAAUUGCUCCGCUAAAGGCGUGGGAAUUCCAGGAAUUGGGUCUCCAGGCUGCCCAUCAGAUUGCCUCAACGCAGAGUGACGAAGCUCUGCACAUUCUGCAGUAUACAGCACAGAACUUCCCCGUUCAGGCUAAAUCUCUCAUCCACACGACUGUUGAUGAGAGUUUCAAGAAGGAAAUGAAGCACAACAUCGACGUGCUGGGCAGGAACCUCAAUCUUCAGCCCCCGGAUGCAGCUCUCUUCGUAAAUGGACUCUUCUUCGAUGCUGAAACGCUGGAUAUGGAGAAUCUCCUUGAAACCCUUCGCAGUGAGAUGCGUUCCCUCGAUGGGCUUCAUUCAGUUGGCGUUAGAGGUGCUACGGCCAAGUCUCUGAUUGCUCUGGAUCUCCAAUCAUCCGCCAAGGAGUUUGCCAUUGACUUCAGGGAUUCCUCAAUAAUCUGGAUUAAUGACAUUGAACACGAUUCAGCGUACCGAAGAUGGUCAUCGAGUGUGAUGGAACUCCUACGUCCUACUUUCCCAGGAAUGUUGCGCAAUAUCCGGAAGAAUCUCUUCAAUCUGGUCCUCGUUGUGGAUCCCAUAACACCCAAAGCUCGUGGUCUGGUUAAGCUUGCUGAGAGUUUUGUUCUGCAUUCAGCUCCAGUUCGUCUGGGACUCGUUCUGGACUUCCAAAAUGCUCAAAACAACGCUGCCUACGAUGCAAUUCUACGUGCAUUUAACUACGUAACGCAGAAGAAGAGUCCUAGGGAUGCUCUAAGUUUCCUCACGGAUAUCUAUGCGACUGUAAAGGGAGACAGUGAUGUAACAGUUGAGGAUAUUAAGGGGCAGCUGAAGAAAACAAAUUCAGGAUUGUCAACUGAGCAGAUUCGGGAUAUUCUCGAUGAAGACUCCGACUACGACUACGGGAAGCAGCUUUCGAUGGAAUUUGUUCAAAGACUGGGUUCUGCAGCCUCACCUAGUGCCCUCGUGAAUGGUGUUCCACUGCCCAGUAAUUCCCUGACAACAGAUGACUUUGAAGAACUCGUUCUGACGGAGAUUAUGUCACAAACGCCUACACUUCAGAAGGCCGUCUACAAAGGGGAGCUAUCGGACAGUGAUGACGUUGUAGACUACCUAAUGGGACUCCCGCACGUCAUGCCACGUCUCAAUGCAAAGAUUCUCACCACUGAGGAUGUCCAGUACCUCGAUGUGAGUGGAAAACCACAUAAAGAUCUCGAAAAUAUCAAAGCAAUGGCUCAGUUGUCAAACAGCGACAUGACUGCUACGCUCCUUGACAAUGUUAAGUACUUCUCCCCAAAGAACUCCUUCACAAAACUCCACGACAAUGAAGUUCACUUCAUCACGCUGAUUGUUAUUGGAGAUCUCACAACGGAAGACGGGUUGGAGCUGUUUAGGAAUGCUGUGGACUUUGUCAAAACCACCAAAAGCGUUCGGCUUACUUUCGUUCCAAAUACGGAAGCUUCGUCAAAACCUGCAAGGGAGAAUUUGAAUAAUCUCGUCUGGGCAGCUAGUCAUACAAUGCCGCCAACUGAUGCGCUUAACUUUGUCAGUAAACUCCUCAAUGAGGCUGAUGUCAAAAAGUUGGAGCUUCCACGCUCAACAAAAGAUCUCCUUUCGUCCACAACACUUCACCUGAAGAUGCUUCGUGUGUACUGUCAGAGAGUUUUGUCGUUGAAAAAGUCUGAGAAUGGUGUGAUUAUGAAUGGGAGGAUUCUAGCUCCACUAACAAAGCCUGAUAUCUUCACGACUGAUGAUUUUAGCUUGUUGGAACGGUUCAGUUACCUGCAGUACGGAGAGAAGAUCAGGAAAACCCUGAAGGAGUCUCUGAGUGAGGAGACUGUGCUUACAAGCGAUAUGAUUGUAAAACUGGUAUCAAUUCUCGUUCCACGAACUUCCACAAAGAGUCGCUACACGAUGCCAACGGAAUUGAAGGAAGACCACACAGUGGUUAAUUUGGAGCCUAAAUCGGGAAAGGGGCCUUACUUUGAUAUUGUUGGAGUAUUGGAUCCCGCUUCAAAGGGUGCUCAGAAGUUAGCUCCUAUCCUCAUUCUCCUUCGGAAUGUCCUCAAUUGUCACAUGAAGGUGUACUUGUGUGCUGUUGAUAAGCACAGUGAUAUGCCUGUUAAGAAUUUCUACAGGUACGUCGUUGAACCGGAGAUUCAAUUUACGCCUGAUGGAAAGUCCUCAAGGGGACCUAUUGCCAAAUUCACAGGCUUGCCCGUUAAUUCCCUCCUAACGCAGAAUCUGCAAGUUCCGGAAAAUUGGCUCGUUGAGGUGGUUAACUCGGUCUAUGAUCUCGAUAAUAUUAAGCUUGCUGAUAUUAAUGGGCCCGUUCACAGUGAGUACGAACUGGAGUACCUCCUACUUGAGGGGCACUGCUUUGACUCAAUGUCCGGAGCACCACCGCGUGGUCUUCAGUUCACUUUGGGUACAAAUAGGCAACCAAUAAUCGUUGAUACGAUUGUUAUGGCCAAUUUGGGGUACUUCCAGCUCAAAGCAACGCCCGGAGCGUGGAAUUUGCGCCUGAGGCAUGGGAAGAGCGCAGACAUUUAUGACGUAACAAGUGCCGAUGGGCCAAAUACGGUGCACAGUAAGGAUAAUACGAGAGUCAUUAUAAGUUCUCUGAAAUCGCACGUGCUCAAGGUGAAGGUCACAAAGAAACCCGAUAAGCAGGAUGCAGACCUCCUAGGGGAUGAUGUUGACACUCAAUCGGGGAUUUGGGAUUCAAUUACGAGCUCCUUCGGUGGUGGCGGAGACUCUCAAGAUUCCGAAGUCAUCAACAUCUUCUCCGUGGCCUCGGGGCAUCUGUACGAACGACUCCUGCGCAUAAUGAUGGUGUCAACGAUGAAGCAUACAAAGUCUCCAGUUAAAUUCUGGUUCCUCAAGAACUACCUCUCACCCCAAUUUAUCGAUUCCCUGCCGCACAUGGCGAAGGAAUACAACGUUCAGUACGAACUGGUGCAGUACAAAUGGCCACGAUGGCUUCAUCAGCAAACGGAGAAGCAGAGAAUUAUUUGGGGCUAUAAAAUUCUCUUUUUAGACGUCCUCUUCCCACUUGACGUCAAGAAGAUUAUCUUCGUUGAUGCUGAUGCGAUUGUCCGUGCAGACAUCAAGGAAUUGCACACAAUGGACCUCAAUGGUGCCCCGUACGCCUACACGCCCUUCUGUGAUUCACGCCGCGAAAUGGAGGGUUUCCGUUUCUGGAAGCAGGGCUACUGGCGGAAUCAUCUUCAGGGCAGGAAGUACCACAUUUCCGCCCUGUACGUUGUGGAUCUCAAGCGUUUCCGCAAAAUUGCCGCCGGAGAUCGACUGCGUGGCCAAUACCAGGCACUCAGUCAAGACCCGAAUAGUCUGUCGAACUUGGAUCAAGAUCUCCCCAACAACAUGAUCCACCAGGUGGCCAUUAAGAGUCUCCCGCAGGAAUGGCUGUGGUGUGAGACGUGGUGCAGCGACGAAGGUCUCCGCCCAGCCAAAGUGAUUGAUUUGUGCAACAAUCCCCAAACGAAGGAGGCAAAACUCACAGCAGCUCAGCGAAUUGUCCCCGAGUGGACGAGCUACGACAUGGAGAUCAAGAAUCUCCUCAAUAGGGCCGAUGCGGAGCUCCAUGGGGAGAUUGUGGACAAGCCACCACCUUCUGCACCAUCUGCAGCAGUACCGGAAGAGAAGGAUGAGCUUUAAGAACGGAAGACGUGUGUGUGAAAGACUUACCAUCAUUCCUUAAAAAGUUUGUGUGCAAAAUAAACAAAAAUUCCGAUUUCUGCUGUGCUUCAACCACUACAAAAAUUAAAUGCUGUUGCUGUUUGAACUUUAAACUCCUCCCCAGGUGGGCUGCCGAAAAUGACCUUAGAACAAUUUUUGAUUUUGUAAAAGCGGUUCUCUCGGGAUGAUUGAAUUGUAAAAUAAAAAAAAAUUCGGCUAGGAAGAAAA
Molecule: messenger RNA, 5057 nt
Organism: Lutzomyia longipalpis
Lineage: Eukaryota; Metazoa; Arthropoda; Insecta; Diptera; Psychodidae
Gene: Uggt
Product: UDP-glucose:glycoprotein glucosyltransferase
Exons: 4
Coding region: 261-4808 (1515 amino acids)
Cellular component (GO): endoplasmic reticulum
Molecular function (GO): UDP-glucose:glycoprotein glucosyltransferase activity
Source: RefSeq, a predicted model, not a curated record